UAGAGACGUUAAAAAUGGAGGAACCAGCGCAGUUCGUACAGUUUCUACUGUGUUUAUUUCUUUUUAAUUGGAAUUCAUUUUCAUCUGCAAAUGACUCUGAAGAUUUUAAUGACAGACCUGAGUUUAAAAUUGAAGGAAAAGUAUUUGUAUCUUCUAGAGAUAAAGAAUGGACGUUGAAUUCCAGAGUAUUGGUUGACGGAGGAGAAUAUUUAGGUUUCGUCAGAACUGAUGGUACUUUUGUUGUACAUGGUGUUCCAUCUGGCUCCUACAUUGUUGAGAUCUCCAACCCAAAUUCUAUGUUUGAAGCACUUAGAGUUGACAUAACAUCAAAAGGAAAAAUACGUGCUCGCCGCGUCAAUUUUUUACAGCCUAAUCUUGUCAAGACAGUAAACUAUCCACUGGAGUUUAGAGAAAGAGGCCAACCAAGCUAUUUCCAAAAAAGAGAGCAGUGGAGACUCACAGAUUUCUUGUUUAAUCCCAUGGUGUUAACUAUGAUUGUGCCUCUACUGUUAAUUAUGGUAUUACCCAAGCUAAUGAAUGCAGCUGAUCCUGAUACUCAAAAGGGUGUAGUUAUAGCACAACAUACUAUCUCAAAGGAGUGUCCUGAAAUAGUACAAGAAUGUGCUGAUCAGUCUAGUCCAGAACUUUCUAAUUCUUUAUGGACGGAUACCACAUUAGCUAGUCACUUAUUUGAUGAAGACUCAACUCUUAGUGAAGUUUCUUUUUCAUCCCAUGAAGAUAAGCAGCCAGUAAAGAUAAAGCAGAGAAAUCCCAGUCCCUCUAAAAAACUAACCAGCUGCCUAGCUUUAGAUUGGAAGCGGUGUAGAGGCCUACACUACAGCAGAUCUACUUACCAUGAUAGCAAGAAACUUUUGCAUUCAGCAUCCAAAAAUUACAAACUUGUGCAUAAACUAAAGUCUGUUAGAAAGAACAUUGAUUUAACUUCUACCAUUUCACAACCAGCCAGCUCUCUGACAGAUACAAGUUCUUGCUAUAGUGAUAGUGGGCACAGGCUUGAAGUAGAAAGUAAAAAGCAUCACCUCAGAAGCUAUCCACAUGCUAAAAAUAGUAUGGCAGAUAAGAAAUUAACUAAGAAAGCUUUAUUAAAUCCACAUCCAACUGAAAAUUUUAUUGGUACCAGCUACAUAAGUGCAGCUAACAAAUUCUCAAAAGGUGAUAGUGAGAAACCAGGACAUGCUGUAAUUAGAGGGUCCGUGGUCAAACUUUCUAGAUCAGCUCUAAUCAAGAUAGCACUUAGUCAACUUGCUAGUUUAGAAGCUCAGUCUGCAUGCAUUGAAAAUAAACCAACUGAAGACCCAGUUUUGGUAUGUAAUUCCACUGGAAUACAGUUGGAAUUAAACAGAGAUCUGGAUCUCAGUGAUAACAUGCGGCAAUGUACAUCUACUGAUAGUUUGUUGGUAAAGGACAAGUCCAGGUAUAAAACCUGGUCUGCCAGCUCUCCAAAACAGAACACAGAUUAUGCAACACUUGCUACCUCGAGAUCUCCCAGUGGUCACUUCAAUAGUCUAGACAGUCAAUAUUGGACUGCAGAGGAAUCAUAAGUAACAUGAACUCAUGGGUGUCAACUGUUCUUUAAAAUUGCUAGGAAAUGUUUUUAAUGUUGAAGAUGAAAAGCAUCAGGAAAUGGAAAGAGAACUUUGUUACAAGUAAUAAAAAUAGACACUUGCAGGCUUUAUGGUUGUAUUUUCUGACAUCCAGGUUCAUGUGCUUUGCAUUUUAAUUUUCAACAAAAAGGAACUAUCUUUCACAUUUGCUGUAAUGAUUAAAUAUUAGAAAUUAUUAUAUAAUGGUCAAAUGUAUAAACUAAGCAUAACAAACAUCAAUAAACAGUGUGGAUAUAUAGCAAUAAUGUGGUGUUUGGCUUAAGGUAAACUCUGUGCUUUCUCUGACAUUCAUUCACUAAAGUGCAUUUGAAUUCAGUGUUUUCCACAUAUUUUUACAAAUUCUUUUGUUAAAAUUUGCAUUGUGUCUGAAAGUUAUGGGAAAGCACUGAAUUUGACCUACGCUCCAUUUAAAUUGCUAUGUUAAUCAAAUUAUAAGUGAAAAGGUAUUAAGUUAUACUGAAAUUAAAAGGCAGAGAAAGUACUGAUUUAUUUGUUAUUCAAUAUUUCUCUUCCCUUUAUAUUAUAUGACAUGAUGUUUUUCUAAUUUUAAUUUGCACUUGUAUUCAUUUGUUACAUCUUUCAUUUGUGAUUCUUAUAGCUGUUUAAAUCCUGAAAAUAAGAUAGCAGUCUUUAAUUUAAUUUCAAUACUUAUGAUAGGUGAUGCAUUUCUUUAACAGCUUUAUUUUAGCUUUUUUUUGUUUUGUUUUGCAUAUUUU
Messenger RNA from Physella acuta, 2341 nucleotides. RefSeq lists its product as uncharacterized. Gene Ontology annotation, cellular component: EMC complex. The record is from RefSeq and is a predicted model, not a curated record. NCBI's taxonomy places the organism in Eukaryota, Metazoa, Mollusca, Gastropoda, Physidae. Gene Ontology annotation, molecular function: carbohydrate binding.